Dichomitus squalens LYAD-421 SS1 is the source of this 1728-nucleotide messenger RNA. Its product is annotated as glycoside hydrolase. The transcript is spliced from 14 exons. Gene Ontology annotation, biological process: glucosylceramide catabolic process. Gene Ontology annotation, molecular function: glucosylceramidase activity. The record is from RefSeq and is a predicted model, not a curated record. The coding region runs from base 1 to 1728 and encodes 575 amino acids. Lineage: Eukaryota; Fungi; Basidiomycota; Agaricomycetes; Polyporales; Polyporaceae.
AUGCGGAAACCAACAGCCUUCGCGUCGGUUCUCGCCUUCGCGGCCCCCAUACUUGGUCAACAAAUCUACGACAUCUGGGCGACGACGUGGGACAGAUCGAGCAUCUUCACGUACACGAAUCUCUCCCCGAACCCAAUAAACUUCGGCUCGCCAGGGGCCAUUGGCGACGCCGACAUCGACAUCACAGACGCCUCGACGUUCCAGUCCGUCUGGGGCUUCGGCGCUUCCCUGACCGAUUCGUCUGCGCUGAUCCUCAACAAUCUCAAGGCAAGUAACGCGGAUUCGAGCAGCUAUUGGAGCCUGCUCGAGUACCUCUUCGACCCGACGGAUGGCGCGAACUCCGCGGGCUUCUCAUAUCUGCGCAUCCCGCUCGGGGCCUCAGACUUUUCCGCUGGCCUUUACAGUUUCGAUGACACGAGCGGCGACACGUCCUUGUCCGGCUUCAACAUUAACAGGGCGCCCUCGUAUCUUUUCUCGGUCCUAAGUGACAUCCGGAGCAUAAACAACGUCCUUCGGAUUCACAUACUCCCCUGGUCGCCGCCGGGCUGGAUGAAGGACUCCGGGACUAUGAAUGGCGGGAACUUCCUAUCCAACUAUACUACAGUCUACGCCAACUACCUUCUGAAGUCCCUUCAGGGCUUCCAGAGCAAGGGCAUCUCAGUCUACGCUAUCAGUAUCCAGAAUGAGCCUGAGAAUAGCAACCCGACCUAUCCGACAUGCAAGGUCUCUGCAUCGCAGGAGGCGCAAAUUGGUAUCGCUCUGCGCUCAUUGAUGGAUAGUAAUGGAUUCUCCGGGGUGAAGAUAAUCGGAUAUGAGCACAACUGGAACGACGCGGCAGGAUAUCCUAUCACACUGAUGCAAGACGCCCCGAAUGCAUUUGCCGGUGUUUCGUUCCACUGCUACUCGGGCUCCGUGGACCAGCAAGACACGUUCCACAGCGCAUACCCUACCAAGGAGAUCUACUUCACCGAAUGCUCCGGUACGCAGGGCACCGACUGGUGGAGCGACAUCAAGUGGUACAUGCAAAACCUCUUCGUCGGGGGGAUCACGCACAACUCCCACAACGGCCUGAUGUGGAACCUCGCGCUCGACGGGAACGGCAGCCCGAUGCUCCCCGGGACGAACUCGUGCGGCACCCCCUGCCGGCCGGUCGUCACCGUUAACAGCGACGGGAGCUGGAGCGUCAACCAAGAGUUCUACUCCAUGGCCCAAGCCGCCAAGGCGACCCUUCCCCGCGACGCGGGUGGCCCAUGGGGGAAGCGCAUCGGCGUGAGCGUCGGCGGCACGCUCAGCUCGGCCCUCACCGUCGGCGCGUACGUCACCGGCCGCGUCAACUCCGCAGACUGGCUGCGCUACAGCCUCGUCGUACUCAACUCGAACGACCACCCGAACGGCCCGUGGGACCCCGUGCCCGUGCAGACGACGAUCGAGUUCCGCGGGAUGCAGGCGACGUACACGUUUCCUGUGGGUGUCACGACGCUCUGGUGGUACGCACCGAACGAGGGCCAUUCGUUCGACGGCGAGUUCGCGAACGCGACUGCGACUUUUGGCGACUCGAGUGAGCCUAUCACGUUCACGGAGCAGCCUGCGGGAGACGCAGGGGUGGUCGAGGACACGGCGGUGAAGGUCGACGCAAAUGCGGAGUUCGACGAGGACGACGUACAUUAUGCGGAGAACGUGGACGAGCAGACGCGCUUGUUCAGGUUCCGCAGGCAGCUGCAGCUGUGA